Molecule: messenger RNA, 1383 nt
Organism: Drosophila virilis
Lineage: Eukaryota; Metazoa; Arthropoda; Insecta; Diptera; Drosophilidae
Gene: sc
Product: achaete-scute family bHLH transcription factor scute
Biological process (GO): regulation of transcription by RNA polymerase II; developmental process
Molecular function (GO): protein dimerization activity; RNA polymerase II transcription regulatory region sequence-specific DNA binding; DNA-binding transcription factor activity, RNA polymerase II-specific
Source: RefSeq, a predicted model, not a curated record
CAAACGAUCAAGUUGAACUUCGAAAAAAAAAUAACCAAAAUAAUAAUAAUAAUAAUCGAAUUUGUACUUCAAACAAACUUUUGCGUUGCCAAAACAACAAGUUAAAUCAAACUAAUAUUAUUUUUUUUUCGAACGUGUGUGUGCGAGACAGAGAGAAAAAGAGAGAGAGACAGAGAGAUAUACAAUGUCAAGUGUGGUGUUCAAUGCAAGCGCCGUCGGCAAAAACGCCGCCGAACUAUUUCCCACAACAAUCGGCGGUGCGAGCAAAAUGUAUCGCUAUCAGCAUAUAAUGCCCGCACCCGAGCUGAAGACGGGCUCCAGCUCCAGCUCCGGCGGCGCCUCACUGAUCAAGACGCGCAAAUAUACGCCGCGUGGCAUGGCGCUGGCCAAUGCCUCGAGCGGCAGCAGCAGCAGCAGUAGCAGCAGCUCCUGCUGCUCCACUAGCUCGCCGUACAACGUGGACCAGUCACAGUCGGUGCAACGGCGCAAUGCCCGGGAACGUAAUCGUGUCAAGCAGGUGAACAAUAGCUUUGCCCGACUGCGCCAGCAUAUACCGCAAUCGAUAAUUGCGGAUCUGACCAAGGGCGGCGGCCGUGGGCCGCACAAGAAAAUCUCCAAGGUGGACACGCUGCGCAUCGCUGUCGAGUAUAUACGGCGGCUGCAGGAUCUGGUCGAUGAUCUCAAUGGCGGACCGAGCAGCAACAGCACCGGCAGCUGCAAUAUGGCACAGCUGAAUCUGUGCCUGGACGAGGAGACAUGCAGCAACAGCUCCUCCAUAUCGAGCAGCAGCUCCAGCUUGGGCAGCCAGCAGCUUAACCAUAAUCUCUACUAUAGCAGCUCGCUGCUAACUGCAGCUGCCACGCCCACAGCGCUGCAGCAGCAACAGCAAUUGCAGCGACAACAGUUUCCACAUCAGCCGCUGACGCCCAUCACGCUCAAUGGCAACACGCUGCCGACAGCAGCAACAACAACAACAGCAGCAACAGCAGCAGCAGCGACAACAACAACAACAACAACUGGUGGCUGCCAUUCGCCAACAUCGUCGUUCAAUUCGAGCAUGUCCUUUGACUCGGGCACAUAUGAGGCACAGCCACAGCAGCUAUCGCCGCCCGUGGCGCCCAUGGAUGCCCAGCUGCAGUUGAAGUUCGAGCCGUACGAACAUUUCCAAUUGGACGAGGAGGACUGCACGCCCGACGAUGAGGAAAUCCUCGACUAUAUAUCGCUGUGGCAGGAGCAGUAAGGCCCCCCAAAAAAACACAUAAAAAAAAAACAAACAUCAAUCAUAAUUCCUGCUGUUUGCUUUCUAGUCAAAAUAUUUUGAGUUGAACCAAGUGCCUCAAAUUGUAAAUAGACUCAGUUUCUAGCCUUAAAACAAUUUUUUUU